UUAUAGUUGGGGUUUUAGGGCUAAUGCUGACCAAGGAAGCAAUAAAGGAAAGGUCACCAAAGCUGAAGUGGCUGGCUAUUGCAGUGCAGAUAACAUCCAUUUUCACCACCCAGCUGGCAGUGCUCCAUACGGCGUGGAACGUGUGGGGCCUGAUAGCGUGUCUCACCAACCCAGAUCCUGGACCGCACUUUGCAGCGCAGUGCCACGUCAACAACGCCGGAAUCAGCGUUCAAGCCGCAUAUGGCAUCCUUGUCGGAAUCGGAAUGGCGGCCACUUGUGUCGUGACGUCCAUCUGUUCCUCAGCUGUGGUGAGGGCCAUAAAAACCGCAGAACGGGAAGAAAGAACAGAAGUGAUCGUAUAAUGAGAGGUCAUCGCAUAUGUUUUUAUUAACUCUGACGGCAUGAGGCUACAGGAUUUCUUUGCUGGAUCCCAUCAAUAACCCUGAUAUGAGAGUAACCAUUUGAUUUUCAGGGGCGGGUGUAUAUGUGCGCGUGUGUGUGUGCGCGUGU
Molecule: messenger RNA, 510 nt
Organism: Haliotis rufescens (red abalone)
Lineage: Eukaryota; Metazoa; Mollusca; Gastropoda; Lepetellida; Haliotidae
Exons: 2
Coding region: 24-362 (112 amino acids)
Source: RefSeq, a predicted model, not a curated record